CCCCCGAAAGUUGUGAUGCUUUUCUUUACCCAGUGCUUUGGGGCUGUGCUAGAUCUCAUUCACCUCCGCUUUCAGCACUACAAGGCCAAACGGGUGUUCGCCGCCGCCGGCCAACUUGUCUGCGUCGUCAACCCCACGCACAACCUGAAGUAUGUGUCCAACUGCCGCGCCGCCGCUCAGAGCGCACCAGAGCAGGGCGGCUGCCCCCAUCACCACCUGGCCCACCACCACCGUCACCACCUGGCCCACCGCCACCUGCGCCACCACGCCCACCCGCACCACCUCCGCCACCAGCAGGCGGAGCUGCGUGCCACCCAGGUGACGCCCUGCACGUGCCCCCUGGUCUCCUGCCAGUGGGAGGGCCACCUGGAGGUGGUGGUGCCCCACCUGCGGCAGACGCACAGAGUGGAUAUCCUGCAGGGAGCCGAGAUCGUCUUCCUGGCCACGGACAUGCACCUGCCCGCCCCGGCGGACUGGAUCAUCGUGCACUCCUGCCUCGGCCACCACUUCCUGCUGGUGCUCAGGAAACAGGAGAGGCACGUGGGGCACCCCCAGUUCUUUGCCACCAUGAUGCUGAUUGGGACCCCCACCCAGGCCGACUGCUUCACCUACCGUCUGGAGCUCAACAGAAACCAUCGGCGUCUCAAGUGGGAGGCCACCCCCAGGUCUGUCCUCGAGUGUGUGGACUCGGUGAUCACCGAUGGGGACUGCCUCGUCCUCAGCACCUCGCUGGCGCAGCUCUUCUCCGACAACGGCAGCCUUGCCAUCGGAAUCGCCAUCACUGCGACAGAGGUCUGCUCCUCAGAAGCCGACAUGUGA
Messenger RNA from Eptesicus fuscus (big brown bat), 819 nucleotides. RefSeq names its product siah E3 ubiquitin protein ligase family member 3 (gene SIAH3). The record is from RefSeq and is a predicted model, not a curated record. The coding region runs from base 16 to 819 and encodes 267 amino acids. Gene Ontology annotation, cellular component: cytoplasm. The transcript is spliced from 2 exons. Gene Ontology annotation, biological process: proteasome-mediated ubiquitin-dependent protein catabolic process; multicellular organism development. NCBI's taxonomy places the organism in Eukaryota, Metazoa, Chordata, Mammalia, Chiroptera, Vespertilionidae. Gene Ontology annotation, molecular function: ubiquitin protein ligase activity; ubiquitin conjugating enzyme binding.